Messenger RNA from Plutella xylostella (diamondback moth), 1063 nucleotides. RefSeq lists its product as uncharacterized. NCBI's taxonomy places the organism in Eukaryota, Metazoa, Arthropoda, Insecta, Lepidoptera, Plutellidae. The record is from RefSeq and is a predicted model, not a curated record.
UGAAUCUUUGCACAAUUUCCAUACAAUGCAAAUCGAAACUAAUCACUAUAAAACCUUGUCAACUGCCGUUAUCAGCAUCAGUCAAGUGACUUCCUUCAGAACAUUCGGUGAUCAUGAGGGGUCUAGUGUUGUGCUGCGCGGCGCUGGUGGCGCUGGCGGCCGUGAGCUGCCACGAGGCGGAGGGGGGGCAGGACCUGGUGCCCGCCGCCAGCCACCACGGGAAGAAGUGGGACAAGGGCGGGGGACACGAGCACCACGCGCACCAUCACCACGACCACGGGGAGAAGGGACACAAGGGCUACAAGGGACAUCACCACCACGAGCACGGGAAGAAGGGACAUCACCACCACGAGGGACAUAAAGGACAUCACGACGAGCACGGCGGACACAAGAAGCACCACCACCAUGAUGAUGGACACCAUCACGAACACCAUCACGGAGAGAAGGGCCACAAGGGACACGGGCACAAGGAGGAGGGUCACUACAAGAAAGGACACUCGACUAAAGGACACCACGGCGUGCACAAACACGACGAGUUCAAGAAGGAGAAGCACUUCCACGACAAGCACGGCGACGCGGGGCACCACGAGCACCACGGCGGCCACCACCACAAGGAGGGGCACAAGAAGGGGGGACACUUCCACAAGGGACACAAGCACGGCAAGCACCACGAGCACAAGCACGGGAAGAAGGGACAUCACGAGAAGGGCGGACACCACCACGACCACAAGGGACACCACGAGGAGGGGGGCCACCACGAGCACCACCACCACCACCACGACCACGGCAAGAAGGGGGGGCACGAGGACCACAAGCACUGGGACUGGAAGAAGGGGCACAAAUAAACACAUCAAAGACUUGUCUAGUCGCCAAUUAAUUAAGCCUCAAUUGUUGUAUCUUUUGUACGUUUUAAGUGUUAUCAUGUUUUGUUGACUGUGAUUUAUUGUUUUCAUUAAAAGUUUACUUUGUAUUGGAUCGUUUAUUUCUCGGCGGUCGCUUGUUUACUCCAUUGUUUACAAUAUUCGCCGGCACUCGUGACAAAGCUGUCAGUGGCACGUUUAAU